This is a messenger RNA of Rhizophagus irregularis DAOM 181602=DAOM 197198, 615 nucleotides long. Lineage: Eukaryota; Fungi; Glomeromycota; Glomeromycetes; Glomerales; Glomeraceae. The record is from RefSeq and is a predicted model, not a curated record.
AUGGACGAUAUAAAAAAAAAAAAAAUUUCUUUUGAUAAAAAAUUUACCUUCGAUGAUGGACGACAUAAUGGUAAACCUAUUACUACUAUAGCAAUAUCACCAAAUGAAAAAUACCUUAUUACUUAUAGUGAAAAAGAUCGUUCAAUUGUCGGUUGGAAUGUUGAAGAUAAAGAUAAGGUUCAACUUAAAUUUGAUCAAACUGUUAAAAUUAAUGAAGAUGAAAUCAUUUGUUUAUGUGUUUCUGAUGAUAAGAAACUUGCUUAUAUUAACGUUAAUAAAUAUGGCUAUAUGAUCAAUAUAAUCGAUAUGAAUAAUGAAGAUAAAAAAAUUGCAUUAAGUUUUGAUAAAAAUAUUGAUCCAUUGUAUUGUACCUUUAAUUUAAAAGUUUACUUGUUUUCAAAUGAUUACAUUUGUGAAUGGAAUAUUAAUACUGAAAAACGUGUAAACAUAUUUGUUAAUAAUAAGGAUAAGAAUAAGAUUGAAACAAAAAAUAUUGGAAUAUUCAGUAAUGAAAAGUUUAAUAUUUUAAAAGUCAAUGAUAAAAUCAUCGUUUAUUCAAUUGAAUUGGGAAUUAUUAUUGCUUCUUUGGAUAUAAAUGAUGGUAACCAUUUUUAA